AUGCAGGCAGUCCGUCAGUGUUCAGUGUGUGUGAGCCGAGCCGGAGGACUUCUAAGAGGUCAGACUGACUUUUCCAACAGCAUUGUGUUCAGGACAAGAGCCGCAUGCAGCCGCUUCCUCAGAUGUGAAACAUGCUCUCUGGUUGUUCUCCAGCAGGUGGAAAACCUCUCUCAGGACUCUCUGAUCAGAAGAGCUGCCUCAGUGGUCACAGACAGUUCCAGCACUUUCCUCUCACAGACCACCUUGGCUCUCACCGAGGCUCUGGCAAACUACGCAAAGGCUGUGCACUCACGCAUUGCUUUCCAGAGACGAUACCUAGCCUCCCUGGGAAAACUGACUGCUGCAGAGGAGGACAUGCUGCUGCAGGUGGUCCACGGCUGGAGGGCAGAGGCUAUUAACAGGCUGGAUGACUGUAAACGUUAUGAAUCGACGUGGAUCACUGCUGUCAACCUGUGUAAAAAUGCAGCCGAGUCGGCAGAAAACUCAGGAGCUCAGCAGGCGUCCCUCUCAAUGAGGACCAGCAUUCAGGUGGCCCAGUCUCAGGUGGAGGAAGCCCGGAAACUCUCAGCCGACGCAGACAAGAAGCUGGCCGAGACCAAAGUGGAGGAGAUCCAGAGGAAGGCGGAAUAUGCAGCUUUUAACAGCGAGGAGUUUGAGAUCCACGAGGCUUAUCUCCGAGAAGACUGA
Molecule: messenger RNA, 687 nt
Organism: Salarias fasciatus (jewelled blenny)
Lineage: Eukaryota; Metazoa; Chordata; Actinopteri; Blenniiformes; Blenniidae
Product: diablo homolog, mitochondrial-like
Exons: 5
Coding region: 1-687 (228 amino acids)
Biological process (GO): intrinsic apoptotic signaling pathway in response to oxidative stress; neuron apoptotic process
Cellular component (GO): mitochondrion
Source: RefSeq, a predicted model, not a curated record